Molecule: messenger RNA, 739 nt
Organism: Pleuronectes platessa (European plaice)
Lineage: Eukaryota; Metazoa; Chordata; Actinopteri; Pleuronectiformes; Pleuronectidae
Gene: get1
Product: guided entry of tail-anchored proteins factor 1
Exons: 6
Coding region: 16-729 (237 amino acids)
Biological process (GO): tail-anchored membrane protein insertion into ER membrane
Source: RefSeq, a predicted model, not a curated record
GAACAAAAUGUUCAGAUGGGGACACUGUGGACGGCAACAGCCAUUUGGGGGCAGUUUGAGCAUCCGGGGACAAGAAUACUAACCUCUGCAUCGGCUGCACCAGCGCUGGACUGCAAGAGAAAGAGAGGAGAUAAGACAUUUACACCGUGUGACUGCUGCAGCGGCUCGGAGCACAGCUGCAACAAGGAGGCUGCUGGUGGGGGGAGGAGAACAAACAUGGCGGCCGGGUAUGCGUGGUUCCUUGUGCUGGGCUCGGUGUUCCUGUGCAACCUCAUGAAAACACUCCUGCCCUCCAUAUCCUCUUUCCUCUCAAAGCUGGUGCAGAAAGAUGCUGAGAUGGAGAGUGAAAUGAGGGCUGAGGUCCAGGAGAUGAAGAAGGAGCAGCUCUCCAUCAGCAUGAUGGAUGAGUUUGCCAGAUAUGCCAGACUGGAGCGCAAAAUCAACAAGAUGACAGACAAGCUGAAAACACACGUGAAAUCAAGAACAGGACAACAGGCCAAGAUGAAAUGGGUUGUGAACAUUGCCUUUUAUAUAUUGCAGGCUGCUCUGAUGGUCUCCCUGAUAUGGAAGUAUUACUCUGAUCCAGUGACCGUGGUUCCCAGUCGAUGGAUUGCCCCUGUGGAGCGACUGGUGGCCUUCCCAACAGGAGUGGCAGGUGGAGUGGGAAUCACAUGCUGGUUGGUGGUUUGCAACAAAGUGGUGACACUGGGUCUUUAUGCUGUCAGCUAGAGAUCAAACU